UGGAAAGGCGAUAGCGCCAUUCUUUGGUCAAUAAGCUUGGACUUGUAUGUAUAAAAGCUAGCACGCUGCAAACUACGAGUAAUAAAUUAAAACAUAGAUCUGUGCUGAUCGAUCGGCAGAAAGGUUUGGAAGCUGAAUUAAAGGUGCAGCGCAGCCGGCUGAGAUCAGCAGAUAUGAUGGGGCGUUUCUUUUCCGGGCAAGCGGUCACGGCGGCCGGCGGCAGCUUGCUGCUUCUUUUGUUUGCCGCCGCCUUUGCUGUUAGGACGGAGGGUCUGGAUCAGACCGACCUUGAGUCCAUUGAAUACAAUGUAAUGAUGGAGCUGAAGAGUAGUCUUACGUUCCCGGCCGGAGUAGAGUCCCAAUGGAAUAAUUGGACUGAUCCCGAUCCGUGCAACUGGUCCGGUGUGUUGUGUUCGGAUAGACCGGACCUGAAUAAUUACUCUUCUGUCUUCGUUAUCAAUAUUGGGGGUUUGGGUAUCAGUGGGACUCUGCCGGGAAGCCUGGGAAACCUCACCGGGUUGUUCAGGUUCUAUGCCGCCGGCAACCGCCUCACCGGCCCACUUCCGGACUUUUCCGGGUGCUCAAAUCUCGGCGUGCUCAAUGUUGCCCGCAAUCUGUUCACUUCAAUCCCGCCAACUCUGUUCCACGACAAGACUGAACUCCGAUGGCUUCGUCUAGAUCACAACAUUUUGCUUCAGCCCUGGAAAAUUCCUGAAGAUCUGAGCUCCUCUUCACGACUUGUCAUUUUCACCGCCGCCGAUUGCAACAUUUAUGGGGACUUCCCCAGCUUCAUUAACGACCAAACUUUCCCCAACUUAAAGAACCUCCAAUUGGGGAACAACCAUUUGUCAGGGAACCUCCCUCCCACCUUGCCCCAAUAUUUGGAGACUCUGUUGUUGAGUAACCAAACCGGGACGGCCGACUCAGGUUUGUACGGCAGCAUCUCCGCCAUACAGAACCUGACCAGGCUUACCAAACUCUACCUGCAGAGGAACAAUUUUUCCGGCGAAAUACCCGAUGUGUCCCGCCUCCAGUCAUUGACAGAAUUCAUCCUCAGUCAAAACAGUCUUACUGGUCCAAUGCCAAAGUCAUUGGCAGGAAUCUCUUCACUAAAAGUAGUGAGUCUGUUCAACAAUAACCUGAAUGGCACCGUCCCUCAUUUUAAUGACACUGUCAUAGUGAUUACAUGUGGGAAUCCAGGUUUAGCUGACCAAAGAGGGCUUCCAUGCUAGCUACUACAUGUGGGAAUCCAGGUUCACCGCAAGCCUGCAGCGGAUGUCACUAUGGCGGGUCUUGUAACUAUAAGAUAAAGUCACUAUAAGGGGAUGAUUACUUUUUUUUCCCAUUAAGUCCUGUCUGGAUUAAGUGACAUUGUGAUAUCAAGUUGUUUACUAUGUGUGCUGAAUGUGUAGUCUGAAUUAUAUUAAAUGACCAAUUUACCAUGUACUGCAUUAUGUUUAGUUUUGCUAUUCUCAAUGAUGUUCUGGUUGCGUAUGUAUAAGUAAUCUGAUGUGUGUGAACAAAGUAUGAAUUUUAACUUCUUUGUGUUUGCAAUUCCCAAAGGCAAUGAACUCUCUGUUUGCAAUU
Molecule: messenger RNA, 1587 nt
Organism: Cuscuta epithymum
Lineage: Eukaryota; Viridiplantae; Streptophyta; Magnoliopsida; Solanales; Convolvulaceae
Source: the annotation of a GenBank genome assembly